AUGCGUGACUACAGAACCAUGCGUGACUACAGAACCAUGUGUGACUACAGCACCAUGUGUGACUACAGAACCAUGUGUGACUACAGAACCAUGUGUGACUACAGAACCAUGUGUGACUACAGAACCAUGUGUGACUACAGAACCAUGUGUGACUACAGCACCAUGUGUGACUACAGAACCAUGUGUGACUACAGAACCAUGUGUGACUACAGAACCAUGUGUGACUACAGAACCAUGUGUGACUACAGCACCAUGUGUGACUACAGAACCAUGUGUGACUACAGCACCAUGUGUGACUUCAGAACCAUGUGUGACUACAGCACCAUGUGUGACUACAGAACCAUGUGUGACUACAGAACCAUGUGUGACUACAGAACCAUGUGUGACUACAGCACCAUGUGUGACUACAGCACCAUGUGUGACUACAGCACCAUGUGUGACUACGAACCAUGUGUGACUACGAACCAUGUGUGA
Knipowitschia caucasica is the source of this 474-nucleotide messenger RNA. The record is from the annotation of a GenBank genome assembly. Lineage: Eukaryota; Metazoa; Chordata; Actinopteri; Gobiiformes; Gobiidae.